AUGGAGAUUCCUGUGUUCUUUCACAACCUUCGCGAAUACGAUUCCCACCUGCUCUUACAAGGAGUUGAGGGACACGAAGUAAAGUGCAUACCAAAUAACAAAGAACGGUAUAUGUCCGUAACCAUUGGCAAGCUGAAAUUCCUAGACUCCCAGCAAUUCAUGGCGGAUUCCUUAGCCAAUCUAGCCAAAUAUAACGAGGAUUCCCCCAUUUCCGACGAGUACGAUGCAGAAAGGAAAGGAGUGUAUCCAUACGAAUACAUGGAUUCUUGGGAACGGUUUGAAGAGCAGCAAUUACCACCCCAAGAGGCUUUCUACAGCACCCUAAAUGAAGCGGGGAUAUCCGAUGAUGAGUAUGCCUACGCGCAGGAGGUGUGGGAAAAGCGCGCCUGCAGAAACCUGGGAGAUUACCACGACGUCUACCUCCUCUCCGACGUCGUCCUACUAGCAGAUGUAUUUCAAAGUUUCCGAAAGAUGUCUAUGUCUUACUACGGGUUAGAUCCAGCAAAUUUCUACACAGCCCCCGGGCUAUCUUGGAGUGCCCUGCUGAAGAAAACAGAUGCCCAACUAGAUCUCCUAACCGACUACGAAAUGUACCGCUUUAUGGAAGACGGAAUCCGUGGAGGUGUUUGCGGACCCAGCCACCGUUACGCGCGCGCCAACAAUCCCCAGGUGGAAGGGUACGACCCCGAAAAGCCCAACACCUACAUUUCUUACCUGGAUGCCAACAACCUCUACGGCUGGGCAAUGUCCCAACAUCUCCCGGUGCGGGACUUUGAGUGGGCAACGCCGCGCGAACCAGAGUACUACAUGCGCAUAAGACCCGACAGUCGAAAAGGCUUCAUUCUGGAAGUAGAUCUGGAGUACCCCCCGGAACUUCACCCCCUUUACGACGAUUACCCACUUGCCCCGGAAGCAAUCGAAAUACCAUUCGAGCAGCUAUCCCCGCUUCAAAAGAAGUUGUGCCCCAAUUACAAGCCCUACCGCAAGCUAACCCUAAACUUGAUGCCUAAGAAGAAGUACGUAGUUCACUAUCGCAACCUGCAAUUCUACGUGCGACACGGAAUGCGCGUGACAAAGGUGCACCGCGCUUUAAAGUUUCGCCAAGAACCAUGGAUGCAACCCUACAUCGACUUUAAUACCCAAAAACGUACUGCCGCCAAAAAUGACUUCGAAAAGAAUCUCUUUAAGUUAAUGAACAAUAGCGUUUUCGGGAAAACCAUGGAAAACAUCCGCAAGCGGGUAAGCAUACGUAUUGCUAACACCCGCGAGGAAGCGGAAAGGUACGUAUCACAACCCGGGUUUGUGCGCUACGUGGAUAUGCUGAACUUCUUCGUGAUACACAUGAAAAAAGCCAACCUUUUCCUAAACAAGCCGGUAUAUACGGGCUUUACCGUGCUGGAAUUGUCUAAGUUGCUAAUGUACGAGUUUUACUACGACAAACUAAAACCAAAGUACGGCGACCGCUGCCACCUCCAUUACACAGACACCGACUCCCUAAUAAUGGAUAGAAACCCCCGACAUUUACGCGGACUACCUCGAAGAUCUCGACGAAUACGACACCUCGGGUUACCCCCGCGACCAUCCCCUCUACUCUGCUAA
Actinia tenebrosa (Australian red waratah sea anemone) is the source of this 1599-nucleotide messenger RNA. RefSeq lists its product as uncharacterized. The record is from RefSeq and is a predicted model, not a curated record. Lineage: Eukaryota; Metazoa; Cnidaria; Anthozoa; Actiniaria; Actiniidae. Gene Ontology annotation, molecular function: DNA-directed DNA polymerase activity; DNA binding; nucleotide binding. Gene Ontology annotation, biological process: DNA replication.